Messenger RNA from Rotaria socialis, 1941 nucleotides. The record is from the annotation of a GenBank genome assembly. Lineage: Eukaryota; Metazoa; Rotifera; Eurotatoria; Philodinida; Philodinidae.
AUGAACAAAGAUACGGACGGUUAUUUUAUUCAAAGGUUCUCAAGUUCGCCAUACCAUCGUCAAUAUUAUUCAUCGAUUAUGAACGACAUUCAACCGCGUCGUAAUAGCUAUCAAAUUGCUAUCAACACAUCAAAACAUGAUCAUAUCCAUAUGAAUAAUCGUAUACAGAUGAUUUCAUCGUCAUCCUCAGGGUCAUCUAUAAAUGGUCAUGUUCAUACAACCCGAUCGCUCUAUGCCGCUCAUGGUACAUAUGCAAAUUGUAAAAAUGAUCAUUUACAACGCAGUAUAAGUCAACCAGCCGUUCGUUCGCCUGAUAGUGAUUGUCUAUUAGAAAAUGCUACAUUUCUACUCGGUUCACCCGUACAUGCACUUCGACCAGCACAUUCCAAAUCGCGUACAACAUUACCAUCAACAAAUCCAGUAUCGACACGAAGUUCUAUCGCUGAACCUGAAUCUGUCGACGAUAGUAAUGAUUGUUCAAAUACAUCAUCCAUGUCGAAAAUAUCUAUCUAUCGUAUGGUUAUUAUUCGAUCGUUUGCAUCCCUGUUCGCGCUUGCUAGUCUUUUUCCAACUGAAGUUUUACAAACAUCUAUACACUCGAAUGAACUUAGUUUUCAAUCGCUAUUAACAUUUCAUUUAUGUGCCUUAGUUGGAGCGUUUGUUUUAGCUGCACAUGCAUCACGCAUACAUCUAGUUCGAUACCGUUGGACAAUAUCGAAUGUAUUGGCCUACGAUCGUUUUUCACAGAUAUUAAUUGUUAUUGCAACGAUAUUUACUGGUGCAUGGGUAGUCAUGCAAUAUUUUCAGUCAUACUAUCGUUUAUUACUUUUGAGUGCCGGCAUAAGCGGGAUUAGUUACAGUUGUAUGAUAAUAAAAUCCUUCGAUCAUAUAUUACAAUUGUCAACGUCACUACCUAUUCAAAGCAUUAAAAAUUUAACAAUGCGACUUAAUAUAUUUGCAUUUAUCUACAAUUCUCUAUGUCAUUUAGCAUUAACUAUUGGCGGCAUUUUUCUAUUUGCUAUUAUUCUAGUUCAACAAUAUCGACGUGAAUAUAUUUUAAUUGGUUCACAGCCAUGUCUUGUUAUUCCAUGUUUACAAUUCAAUGAUUCACAAGAUGAAAAUGAUCAAAUACUAAGACUACCACCACCGCCAACCAUAGUUAGUUUAACGCUACAUUUGAACGAGAAAAAACAAGAAUGGCAAAAUGAACCGUCACGUUAUAUAUUUUUUGUCAGUCUACUUAUAUUAACAAUAAUUAGUUUAUUACCACAAGCUGGUGCUGAAUGGACAACGUCAAUAUUAAGUAUGAGUAGACGUAUGUCAAUAUUAUAUUAUUCAAAUGAAAGUGCACAAAUGAAUAUAACAACAUCAUCGAAAAGACUUGUUCGUUAUCGUCAUUAUUUAUUUGCACUAUUUAUUGGUUUUCAAGAAGGUUAUCUUUUUGGUAAUAUUACAAAAUUUGAUGUCACAUGUCUUUUUGGUCUUCGACAUACAGUGGAAAUGAUGAUUAUCUAUGGAUUAGGUGGAACGAUAUCCAGUACAAUAUUAGCUUUUGUAACUAAACACAUUUCUAUUAUGAGUUCUGUAUCAUUUACCACACUUUUACAUUUUUUAACCAUGGGAUUUUUAUAUUACACUCGAACAUCGAGUCUACAUGGAAUAUCAACAUUGAAUAUGAAACAUAUGUCAUUUUUUUUCUUCGGAAUUGUGCUUGGCCUUUGGACAACAAUUGCCAUUCAUUGCCUAUGUAAUGCUACUAAAUUUUCUUCGUCAUCUAAAUUUGCUCAAUCACUUGCCAUGCGUUCUGUGGGCCGUAUAAUCGCUUAUGCUUGUACAUUACUCUUAUGCCAAUUAUCAUUUUUCAUUAUCAAUCUCAUUUGUCUAUUACUUGUUGUCAUUUUUAUACUUAUAUGCUAUUGCUGUUGUCAUGAAAAGGAAUAA